Molecule: messenger RNA, 549 nt
Organism: Botrytis deweyae
Lineage: Eukaryota; Fungi; Ascomycota; Leotiomycetes; Helotiales; Sclerotiniaceae
Exons: 1
Coding region: 1-549 (182 amino acids)
Source: RefSeq, a predicted model, not a curated record
AUGCCUUGGCCCAAUUCCCUUUCCCAACGCCCCCCUAUCUCCACUCCAAGCGAGGGCACCAAAAACACCACCUCACCACCCUCCAAACCCCAACCCAAAAUCGACGAGAAAGCAGACCACAAAUCUUCUCCUACACCAGUAUCCCCUAUUGUAGUCCCUACAAGUACCCAAUCCACUCCACCCCAACACCUCACCGCAGAAGCCCUCCUCGCACUAACCUCCCAACCUCUCCGUCACGGCGGAGCCUGGAGUUCUGCACCCCCCGCGCCACGCGCCCGAUUUCUCCCGCGAGCCACCGAAAAAAUCUACACCCUCAGCAACGGAGCCGUCUACCCCAAAACUGUCCGCCAACUAGCUGACGCCAAACGCUGGAUAUCGAGGCGCAAAAAUAGGGAAAACUUCAGGAGAAUUGAAGCAAAGGAAGAGCAUCUGGCGCAGCAGAGAGAAAGAGAGCGAUGGUUUGUGCCGGCGAAGAAAAUUGAGUAUUAUGACGAGGAGGGUACAGUGAGCUGGGGUGCUUGGGAGAAGAAAAAAUGGGCUCGAAAUUGA